Molecule: messenger RNA, 744 nt
Organism: Fusarium graminearum PH-1
Lineage: Eukaryota; Fungi; Ascomycota; Sordariomycetes; Hypocreales; Nectriaceae
Exons: 1
Coding region: 1-744 (247 amino acids)
Molecular function (GO): protein binding
Source: RefSeq, a predicted model, not a curated record
AUGUCUGUACCUUCAGACCAACGUGCUCACUUUCUGAGGCUCCCGGAUGAAUUAAUCCACGAGAUCUUCAAUCUCUGUCAUGUAUCUGACCACUUCAACCUUGCCCUCACAUGCCGUCGUCUUGCCGAUGGCGGAAACGCCACUCUUGAACGCCACAGGGCUGCCUACCGAGAGUACGGCGUCGUUACCGACUGGAAGUACUUGACUAUACCUUCUGCUUUGCAGAAAGUCAUUACAGAUCCAUAUGUCGCCUGGAAUUUUCGCACCAUCGAGAUAUUCGGCACGAGGUACAGCUGGGAGCAGUGGGGAGACUUCAUGUCAGAGGUGCCAUCCACAGUACGAGUCUUUCCUUCCCCAGAUCCAGAAGACAUACUGUCUUCGACCUUUGGCGAUGGUCAGACAUAUCAUCAAUUCCAGUGGCGUGAGGCUUUCGAAAAACCGCACUGGUCGGACUUGUCUGACGAAGACUGUGGGGACAGCAUGAACUAUGCAAUAUGGGGGACGACAAGACGGGAGCAAUAUGAAGAGAGCAUCAUUAGGCAGCACUUAUCUACCUACAUCGACCUACUGUUGGAGUAUGGGCAUUUUGGAUGCGAGGAUUAUCAAAUCGAGCGACUUUCGUAUCCUCUUCGCUCAGGCAACGACGGUAUCCUCAAGGCCCUGCUGAUCACUCUAUGCCCUCGGCUCAACGUCUUGAAAACUGCCAAAAGCAAUGAUGAGACAGGUAAUAAUUGCGAUUGGUAG